Messenger RNA from Durusdinium trenchii, 908 nucleotides. NCBI's taxonomy places the organism in Eukaryota, Dinophyceae, Suessiales, Symbiodiniaceae. The record is from the annotation of a GenBank genome assembly.
CGCUGAGCAACAUACCCUUCUGAUUCUGUCAUGACGCAGCUCGGGCAAUGACUUCGUGUCGCCCUUUUGAACUGUUGUGGAAGAGGAAUUUGACACCAUCAGCUUCCCUGCUGCGAUUUGCUGUGGCUGACGGGCUUCCUCUAGGAGGACAUGGACGAACUGCUCCCACAGGUGUCAAGGUCCACGUUCCUGCAACUGGACUGGAGAAGUCAUAUUCUCCGGUGUCGCAUCCCGCACAGGCUGGAUCGUUUGAUCUCCUGGUGAAAGCCUACCCACCUCGAGCUGGAGGAGGCGUUGGGGCUUACAUAUGUGCCUUGCAGCCUGGUGAGAAGGCGCUGAUGAAAGUCAAGCCUGCCGAGUUUGGCUACCUAGCUGGUGCUCCAUUGUCGCCUGGACGUUGGAAGCAGAUUGGUUUAGUUGCCUGCGGGACAGGCCUGGCUCCACUAUAUCAAGUAGCUACCCAAGUUUUGGCUUGGAACAGUGGCACCAGAAUAUCUAUGGUGCUGGCAUGCAGGACUGAGGAGGAUAUAUUGAUGCGUGAGGAACUGGAUUUGAUGGUUCGAAACCCUUGCUUUCGUCUUCACACCCAACUGAGCAUGCCAACAGGAGGGUGGUGUGGCUCCAAGUUUCAGCAAAGAAACGUUUUGGGUAGUUGAUACGUUUGCCAAUGAUAGGGGCACAAUGAAGGCCAGCCAAGUCAAGCGGACGGAUCACAAGCAAAACGCUGGGGGACUGUCUUCCGGCUCCCGAUGCUAGUUCGAUGAUCCUCGUGUGCGGCACGGACGGCUUUGUGGACACUGUUGCGGGACCCAUCCAGCGAAUCACACUGCCAAAUGGGCAAAAAAGGCUUGGGUAUGUUCCAGAGCAAGUGCACAAGUUUUGAUCAUCGCCAUUCCUUUCGUUGGAAC